Molecule: messenger RNA, 1165 nt
Organism: Melitaea cinxia (Glanville fritillary)
Lineage: Eukaryota; Metazoa; Arthropoda; Insecta; Lepidoptera; Nymphalidae
Product: alpha-(1,3)-fucosyltransferase C-like
Exons: 2
Coding region: 1-1083 (360 amino acids)
Cellular component (GO): membrane
Molecular function (GO): alpha-(1->3)-fucosyltransferase activity
Source: RefSeq, a predicted model, not a curated record
AUGAAUUCGAUGCGGGCUGAGAGAAAGGAUACACAUGUGUCGAUGGCCGAAAUGAAAUACAUAUUACAAUGGACGAGCAGAUCUAGCACACCUUUUAAUUACAUGGGAGAAGAGAAUUCGGUGUUUGAGAAGUAUCAGUGCAAAUUUAGAAACUGCUACGUAACAGGUGACAAAUCUUACUUGCCUAAUCAGUCGGAAUUUGACGCGAUUAUUUUUAAUGGGCGCGAUGUUACAAACCUUGAACCGUCCAAAAUGCCGAAUGUUCGGAAACGGAAACAAAAAUACAUUUUCGCAGCGAUGGAGUCGUCAGAUAAUUAUCCAGUAUGUGAUGAGCACUACGAUGGAUUUUUCAAUUGGACGUGGACUUAUAAAGUGGACUCUGACUUUCGUUGGGGAUACAUAACAGUUUACAAUCAGAAUGGUGGUAUGGUAGGUCCGGCAGUUGACGUGAAGUGGGAGAGAGAAAUGAAUCCGAUCAGUGAAGAGUUGAAACUAAAGCUGUCGAGCAAAACGAAAGCCGCGGCGUGGUUCGUGUCGAACUGCAACAGUAAGAGCGAAAGAGAGCUCUUUGUAAAGAAAGUUCAGACGGAAUUACAUCAGUUCGGAUUGUCGGUCGAUGUGUACGGUGAAUGUGGGACACUUAGGUGUCCAAGGUCAAGAACGGAUUUAUGUUUCAAAAAGGUUGAAAAUGAUUAUUAUUUUUAUUUUUCUAUGGAGAACUCUUUCGCUGAAGAUUACGUUACAGAGAAGCUUACAACUGCUUUGCUAAAUUACGCCGUUCCUGUUGUUUACGGUGGUGCUAACUACUCCAGAUUUCUACCACCGGGUAGUUACUUGGACGCUAUGGCGCUGGGACCGAAGGAGUUGGCUCUACAGAUGAAAAAAAUCAUCGACAAUCAAACAUUAUACCACAAUUUUUUCAGAUGGAGAAACCAUUACGUGUACAAAGAUACAGCGAGUAAAGAUAUUUGUACGCUCUGUGAGAUGCUAAAUGACGAGGAAAAAGUAUCACAGACUACUAUUUGGAAUGAUUUUAGAGCUUGGUGGAACGGUGCUCGCUAUAAAGAGAAUUGCAAAAUGUAGCUGUUGGAUUUUAAUGUAUUUCAAAUUUAAAUUUACGUGUUAAUAAUAUACUUCAAAACGAAAUAGACGGUUCUCAAAUCGA